Anguilla rostrata (American eel) is the source of this 2465-nucleotide messenger RNA. Its product is annotated as transmembrane protein 269-like. The record is from RefSeq and is a predicted model, not a curated record. Lineage: Eukaryota; Metazoa; Chordata; Actinopteri; Anguilliformes; Anguillidae. Gene Ontology annotation, biological process: phospholipid biosynthetic process. Gene Ontology annotation, cellular component: membrane. Gene Ontology annotation, molecular function: phosphotransferase activity, for other substituted phosphate groups. The transcript has 7 exons. Bases 269 to 994 code for a protein of 241 amino acids.
CGGUGGAAUAUUACAGCCAAGAUACAAUUUUGGCUUUAAAAGACAGAUGCUGACAGGCACACGGCAAUACGUAUGUGGACUAUGCAGCUGGGCGAUUUCAUUUGCCCAGUUCUUAAAUUAGAAGAGAAUAUAAUAUUAAAGAAAAUAAUAUAAAAUAGAAUAUUUUGAAUGAAAGUUUUCCGAACGCCACAUAUUCUUUCAUAUCUGCAAAUAACAUCAAAGUUUGAAUUUCCCUGAGUUGCUGUGCCUUGGACACUUAGAGACCACAAUGAUCCUGCUGACAUUUCUUUAUGGACUUUUCCAACGCACCAUAAAGCUGUUCCUGGGCAAGAAGGCCAGCAGAGUUCAGCUCAAAGAGUUUGUGCGUAAAAAUGCAGCCAACUCUCUGUCUGUGGCCAACAUGGUCAUGGGCAUGACUUCCAUUCUCUGCAGCCUGAACGGUCACCAGUAUGCUGCAUGCUGGUUGGUUCUGAUUGGUUACCUGCUGGACCUGGCAGACGGUGCAGUAGCCAGACGACUGGAUGCCUGUUCAGCACUGGGUGCCAAGCUGGACGACUUUGCCGACUUCACCACGUUCGGGAUAGCGACCUCGCUGCUUCUGAAGACCCGCGGGCUGAUGGACAACAUCCUCUGCUUGUGCUACGUCAUGGCCGUGUUCACCCGCCUCUGCUUCUUCUCCAGCGGGAUCCCCUUCAUGUACCGCGGGCUGCCCUGCAUCUACUCGUCGGCCAUCUUGGCCUGCGUCUCCCUGCUGUCCGGCGGGAACAUGCUGGUCCUGCGGGUCACGGCUUUGGCCAUGAUCCUCUUCAUGGUCAACCAGGGCUUCUACCCCCACGACAGGGUGCUGGAGUCCCAGGCCUGGAAGAAGGUGGUCUAUGCCGGAGGAGUUGCCAUGGUGUUCUGCUCCUCUUUCCCUCCUGCAUGUGUUUACUACCUGCUCUGGUCCGUCUCCUACAUUUUAUUUCCGACAGCCUUGUGGAGCUGCAAAGUGUAACUGCUGAGGUUUUAGUCAAAGACUCUUUCUCUUCAGGCCUAAGGAGGCCAUCCUGGAUCUAGUUUUUAAAAAGCCUCUUAACCUACUGCUGUUUAUCAUCAAAUACUGUACAUUGCUCAUUUAACCAAGGAGACUUCUCAGUCAUUUUUUAAUGUAAGAGACAAACGUUGUUAUUUUCCCCUUUAAAAACUAUUGCAAUGGUUGAAAAUUUGGUUGGGUAGAAAUAGCAUGAAAUACACACAUUUGCGGUUUUGAAAAUGGAAUACCAAUCUGUUUUUUUUCCAAAUACAGAAAAUGUAAAAUGCGCUAAUGCUAUGGCAUACAUUUUAACCUUGCAGAACAGAAACGGAUAUGUAACGGAUAUUAUGCAAUGCAAUUAAUCAGUUUCCCAAACGAUGUAUAUAUUCAUAAAGAGAUAGUAAAAAGCAUACAAUUCAUAUAAUUUUCUUGCUCAAACGUUUACAAAAAUGUUGGUAACACUUGGCAGACCAUGUAUGGUAUACAUACUGGCAGACAUGCAAAUGUGAAUGGAGUCAGGACCAUUUUCAUAGUUACGGCACAAUUAUGUGAUUCUACACCACGUGCAAGAACACUUGCAGCACAUGGGAUUCGCAUGUUUCCCUGAAAGAGAGGAAUGUUUCAAGGGCCAAAUCAUCUCUACGACCUUAAGGCAGCCGCUCCAGGUACCCACAAGGUCCUGGGUAGUAAAGACAUUUAAAAUGGAGACGGAAUGGUCCUCACAGCACAGAGCCAGUACACGGCUUAUGUGUUGCCAGUCCCUGUUGGACUGUGGUUGUUCCUUGUUUUGAUGUUGGAGAAGCACGAGAAGCAAAUAAAAAAAUUUAACACCUUUCUAAUGCCUUUUAAUGCCUACGGAGUCUUACAUUGAGGUCCAAAAAGCAGGCAAACUGAGCUAUCACUGGGCACAUUGCCUAGCUCAGUGUGGAGCUAAACCCUUUUCAAACACAGAAGUAAUUUAAUUCCAGUAUAAAAAAACGGAUUUUCUUGGUAAAUGGACAUUGUAAUAUAAACUACUAAUCACUUGUUUCCAGAAGAGCAUUAGGUGUCAUGUCAGUCCAGUGCUGCCCCAAAAAUCCCUUAGGCCUUCUACACUAACAAAAAUAUAGACAAGAGUGUUUCUCAGUCUUCAUUCACAAACAAUAAUGGGCUAAUGUUGUCUGUAAACUAUCAAAACUAACAGAAAAGCCUUUUGUUAGAAAUUCAGGUGGUUUUGACAGGUUACCUCUAAAAAGACAUUUCAGUGUUUCAAUGGCAUGAGGUCCAGUUCUGUAAAAUAAUUACAUAUUUCAUGGACAGAAAAAAGGGUCUUUUUGGUCAGAGUUUACAAAGUAAAUUUUGUAUAACAAUGAUUGUUUUGUGUGAGUUAAACUGUAAAUCUAUAUGUGCUGAAAGCACAAUGUAAGGACUUUUGUUGUAUAAUGACUACAAUACAUAACAGUUGUAUCAAUGA